Astyanax mexicanus (Mexican tetra) is the source of this 863-nucleotide messenger RNA. RefSeq lists its product as uncharacterized. The transcript is spliced from 3 exons. NCBI's taxonomy places the organism in Eukaryota, Metazoa, Chordata, Actinopteri, Characiformes, Acestrorhamphidae. The record is from RefSeq and is a predicted model, not a curated record. Bases 1 to 840 code for a protein of 279 amino acids.
AUGUCUUUACUGAACUCGGUAAAGACGGCGGUUCAGCGGCCGGUGAAGAUAAACCGGCAGAGCUGGGAGAACUUCCAGCACGGGAAGACCAACCGCCCCAGCAGGAGUGAGACACGUCCCCACGUGUUAAUGGACGGACAUUUGGACGCUCCUGCACUGAAACAGGCCAGACUCCAGCUGGAGAGAGUCGUUCGCACCAGCGGAACCUCUCGUAAGAGGAAGCUGGAGGAGACACCGGAGGAUAAAGCUCCAGUGAUGAAAAAGGCUCAAAUCCAGCUGGAGAGAGCUCUUCCCACAGUAUGGAUUAUAGGCGACAGCUAUGUUCGCCGUGGGGAGGAGAUAGCGAGGAGCUCACUGGGAGGUGACCUGGGAGUGCAGGCUGAGAUCAGCUGGUUCGGCUGGGGAGGACUAAGGUGGCGAGGACUUGUUCCGUUCUUUAACCAAUCUCUACAAGGAAGAACGGCUCCGGACGUGCUCGUCAUCCACUGUGGCGGCAAUGACCUUGGAGGGAUGAGCGCCGUCCAUCUCAGUGCAGAGAUGAAGUUGGAUCUGCUUGAUCUCCAUCGUCGUUUCCCACACAUAAAGAUCAUGCUGUCAGAUAUCACCCCAAGACGCCAGUGGAGGUCCACCAUGCACCCCAAGCGGAUCGAUGCGGCCCGGAAAUGGGUAAACCGCGAGAUGGCUGAUUUCGUCUUGGGAGUGGAGGGGGGUGUUAUUCAUCACCCUGAUAUCAUGUUCCACAACCCUGGGCUCUUCCUCAGAGACCAGGUCCACCUGUCUCCUUCAGGCAAUCAGCUGUUUUUGAAUGACAUUGCAGAAUCCCUGAAAACCUUCAUAUAAUAAAGGUGAUUCUGCUGAAAUCA